Messenger RNA from Daphnia carinata, 1769 nucleotides. Its product is annotated as endochitinase-like. Gene Ontology annotation, molecular function: chitin binding; chitinase activity. NCBI's taxonomy places the organism in Eukaryota, Metazoa, Arthropoda, Branchiopoda, Diplostraca, Daphniidae. The transcript is spliced from 16 exons. Gene Ontology annotation, biological process: chitin catabolic process; carbohydrate metabolic process. The record is from RefSeq and is a predicted model, not a curated record. Bases 51 to 1640 code for a protein of 529 amino acids. Gene Ontology annotation, cellular component: extracellular region.
CGACAGUGUGUGUUGUGUUAUUUAAGUUAAAAUAAGUAGGACUGGUUAAAAUGUGGCAGUCCUUAAUUUUCAUAUGCGCACUUACUCUACAAGUUGCGCUCGCCGCUCAACCUCGUUCAACGGACGUCAUUGAAAGCCAAAAUUCACGCAAUGCCUUGCCUGAUCGCUUAGCUAAACGUGUAUGCUACUUCAGCAACUGGGCAGUCUACCGCCCAGGUAAUGGCUCGUACGACAUCGACCAUAUCCCCGGUGAAAUGUGUACGCACGUUAUUUAUUCUUUCUGCGGUGUUAGCAAUGUCACCUGGGGCGUUCUUGUUCUCGAUCCAGAGAGAGACGUAGAAAAAGGAGGCUAUGCCAAUUUUGUAGCUCUCAAACAGAAAUAUCCAAACUUGAAGCCAAUGCUGGCUGUGGGAGGAUGGGGGGAAGGUGGAAAAAAGUAUUCGCAGAUGGCCUCGGUGCCUGCGCGUCGUCAAUCUUUCGUUAGCAGUGUCGUAGAAUAUAUGAAUCAAUAUGGUUUUGAUGGGUUUGAUCUUGAUUGGGAAUACCCGGGAGCUGCAGAUCGUGGAGGCACCUAUGCCGAUAAGGAAACCUUCCUUGCUCUUGUUCGGGAAUUGCGAGCUGCAUUCGACACUGUUGGAAAAGGAUGGGAACUAACAGCUGCGGUUCCUGUUGCAAAAUUCCGCUUGCAGGAAGGAUAUCAUGUCCCUGAAUUAUGCCAAUUACUCGACGCUAUUCACGUUAUGACGUAUGAUCUGCGAGGAAACUGGGUUGGAUUUGCUGACGUUCAUUCACAACUUUACCGACGCCCAGGUCUGGAUCAGUACGCCUACGAAAAACUCAACGUGAACGAUGGUUUAUUGCUGUGGGAAGAAUUCGGUUGUCCAAGAGAUAAGCUUGUCGUAGGAACACCCUUUUAUGGACGCACCUACACUCUAGGUGAUCCCAAGAGCAACGAUUUGGGAGCUUAUAUCGUCAAAUGGGCUGGAGGCGGAGAACCUGGUCCUUAUACAAACGCAUCCGGCUUUAUGGCGCACUACGAGAUUUGCAUGAAACUUCUGAACCCAGCUGAUGGAUGGGUUAAACGAUACGAUGACGUCGGCAAAGUUCCUUUCACACACAAAGAUCGCCAGUGGAUCGGCUACGAAGAUGAGGAUUCCUUAAAGAUAAAAAUGGACUUUAUUCGAGCUAGGGGAUAUGGUGGAGCGAUGACUUGGGCUAUUGAUAUGGAUGACUUCCACAACUUGUGCGGAAAGGGUCAUCAUUCUAUGAUGAAGGUCAUCUACGACGGAAUGAAAGACUAUAUCGUUCCAGUCCCACCUCCAAUGACAACCACAACCGCAGUAACAUGGUGGAAACCUUGGAAACCAGACCCUACCGUAUCGUUGAGCGAACAAACAACAAGUAAACCAGCAGGACAAGCAACAACACGCAAUCCAGACGUUGUUGUUAAGCCAGUCGAUGUCGCCGGAAUAAACUGCAACGUUCAGACCUACUGGCCUCACAAAAAUUGUCGCAAGUAUUACUGGUGCGUUCAGGGGUCUCCCCGUCUGUUGGAUUGUCCAGGUGAAUCCGUGUGGAAUACAGCCAAAACAGUUUGUGACUGGCCACACAACACCGACACCUCAAAUUGCGUUCUCUAAGUUAAGAUAUUUGAUGACGACUUUUCGCAAACACAUCACGAAAAUAAAUUUAUUAUUGUUGUUAAUUAACGAAAGUAUCGCGUGUAUUCUCGGUGAGGGAGGAAUAAAUCAAGAUCUGCCAGUCCGAAA